Messenger RNA from Caenorhabditis elegans, 2084 nucleotides. RefSeq names its product Acyl_transf_3 domain-containing protein (gene oac-36). Lineage: Eukaryota; Metazoa; Nematoda; Chromadorea; Rhabditida; Rhabditidae. The transcript is spliced from 10 exons. The record is from RefSeq and is marked reviewed. Gene Ontology annotation, molecular function: acyltransferase activity, transferring groups other than amino-acyl groups. Bases 11 to 2017 code for a protein of 668 amino acids.
UUUCAGUACAAUGACAAAACGAGCUGAUUUACAAGGAAUUCGUGGCUUGGCUAUACUUGUUGUACUGGGUUUCCAUUUUUAUCCGGAUAUUUUUCCGAAUGGCUAUCUUGGAGUUGAUCAAUUCUUCGUACUAUCCGGAUUUCUAAUGUGCAUGUUGCUCAAGCGUGCCGAGACCAAGCCAUUUUUCACAGUGGUAUGCACAUUUUACACGAGGAGGCUGAAAAGGAUCCUGCCACUGUACUUCCUUGUGAUUUUGAUCUCUACAAUUUGUCUCUACAACUUUUUCCCUGAAACUGCAAUUGAGACAAACAAAGAGUCGGCAAACCGAGCAUUGGUUUUCAUGUCAAACCGGCCAAAAACCGAGCAGGAAGACUAUUUCCAAAUGCUUUCUAUCGCCAUUGACAUAUUCACUCAUACCUGGUCACUUUCAGUAGAAGUGCAGUUCUACCUAAUUGUUCCUUUCAUAUUCCUGAUGGCAUCCAAAUCUGAAACACUUCAAUAUCCAACUUAUGGAUUACUAGGUAUCCUCUCGUUCGGCUAUUUUGCCAUAUCACCGACUAACGUGGCAUUCAACAGUGUGCUAGCAAGGAUUUGGCAAUUUUUGAUAGGAAUGGUAGUCUACCUUCUCGGAGCUUCAUCUAAUAAACUCAAAGAUUCAAAAAUAAACGCCACCUCUCUCCGAUCAGAAGUAAAUUACAAGUUACUAGUUGAACACGAAGAAAUCUCAAAGUUCAAUCACUCAAGUUAUUCUAUGACAGCUGCCUAUAUCUUAUUGGCAUCGUUGAUAGCCAUUACAGCUUCUCCAUUUGUACUACCUGCCACCAUUACAAGACUCACUGCUACCGUCGGAACUGGAUUACUGAUGCUUCUCUCUGAGAAUAACUCAGUUUUGUCAAAUAAGCUAUUAACCUACAUUGGAGAUAUUUCAUAUUCACUUUAUCUGGUUCACUGGCCAAUUUAUGCAUACUGGAAGCUCACGUGCGACAGAGAUAAGUUUUUACUAGCUGCAGCUGUGGCUACAUCAAUAAUUCUUUCAAUCAUAAUAUUCGAAACAUUCGAGAAGUGGUAUUUGAAGAUUUCAAAUCUAUCACUCGCGUUGCUCGUCCUACUUUUCCUAGUAUCAAACGUAAUCUUCAUUAAUAAGGAUCAUAUUUUCAAGCCGGUUAACCUAGUCACCAACAAUGUUAUCACUAGCAACAUGACAACAGACGACGCAAUAAGGCUCAACCAUGAAUGGACCGUGACCGAGGCAAAGUUCUUCCAGAACCCGUCUUGCGUCCCCCGUCCUGACAAAGAAUUACUGGAAUGGUGUAGGCAUACACAGGGUUUAUCAAAAACCGGAGGCGGCUACAAAAUGGUAUUUAUUGGAAACAGUUGGGUACCGAAUCACGCAAAACUAAUCAAUCAAGAAUGCGAAGGUAAAGCAAAAAGUAUACUUCAAGGGGCAUCCUAUGGAUGUGAGCCCCUGUACCCCAGUUUGCUGCUCGAGAGGUGUUGGGCAAACUUCCAUGUAUUUGCACAGCGUAUUGAGGAGGAGAAGCCAGAUUAUGCAUUUAUCUUAACACGGCACAUAUCUAUUGGGGAACCAUUUGCUGCAAAUGUAACAAGCUUUGACAAAGAUUUCAUCUACCAAACCAUGAAAGAACAGAUGUUAAAACUCACGAAAAACAUAAAGUACAAGCUCUACAUUUUGGAUGCAAUUCCCCGAACAAAGUACGUCGUGUCCCAGAUAGCGCCGAUGGUUAAAAGUGGAGCAAAUCUCACCGAUAUUGAUAAGCUUCUAGUCGAGACCGAUCUCUACAAAAUGGCGCGGAAGCGACACGCUCAACUAAUCAAGGAUUGCAAUGGGAAAUGUGAGCUUGUGGAUUAUCUACCAGAGUUUUACAAUAAGAAAACCGGCACUUUUCGGUACUUUGAUGAAAAAGGAUUUUCCUACGUGACGGCACACUUGCAUCUAUCGCCAUAUGGAUUGGAGAAGAUCAGACAUUUUUGGACUGAUAUUUGUGGAAGGCUUUGAAGCAAUUUUACUUAAUCUUGCUUUCAUAUUCGUGACCUUCAAAUUAGUAAUAAAUGUGCAGCUUAAA